Lactuca saligna is the source of this 1215-nucleotide messenger RNA. NCBI's taxonomy places the organism in Eukaryota, Viridiplantae, Streptophyta, Magnoliopsida, Asterales, Asteraceae. The record is from the annotation of a GenBank genome assembly.
AUGGCUCAUUCUACAAAUUCUGAUUCUGAUUUUGUAUCAACAGCUGUUCCAACUAAAAUAGUGCAAACAAAUGCAACUGUAAGAAAAACAGGGAAAGAAAUCUAUAUCGAUAUAGAUUCAACAAGUCAAGAUAGGGUUAAAAAAGCUAAAAAUACAAAAAAGAAGAAAAUACUUGAAAAGAAAAAAAGACACUAUGUUUCAGAUUCUUCAUCUUUACAGUCAAAGACAUCAGAGUCAGAGACAUCCACAACAGAGAGUGAUGAAUAUGAUGAUGAAUCUGAUGAAGAAAUCUAUGUAAAAAAGAGAACCGGUGAUAGAAAAUAUGUUGAAGGAGUGACAAAGAUUAAAAAAGCAAAAAGGAAGAGGAAUAGUAGGGACAAUCGUGCAGCAAUAAAAAAACAAAAAACUGUGAAAGAGCAAAAGACUGUGAAAGAUAUAUUGAAGGAGUUGCCUUCAAUAAACACCAGAUCAACACCUGGAUUGAUGACAGAUGCUGUAAGUUCUUUGACAUCAGAACAAAAAGAUUGGGUGAAACGGAUGGGAUUUAAAGCCUUUUUAAAGAUCAACAUUAAGAGUAUUCCCUUAAAACUUUGCCAUUUUGUGCUUAAGCAUUACGAUGAAGGCACAAACAAUAUUCUGAUUAAAGGAAAAAGAAUAAAGAUCACAAAGGAAAAAAUUCAUAAAGUGUUUGGUUUACCCAAAACUGGAAAAAGCUUAUUUGAUUUGCACAAGGUUAGUGAAGAUCAUCAAGUGUUUGAUGGAUGGAUGAAGGAACUUGAAGACGGAAAGGCAAAUGCAACAAACUACAAGAAGAUUAUUCAAAAAUCCAAACAAGUGGAUAUGAAUUUCAAGCUGGGUUUCAUAGCUUUAUUUGUUAAUACGUUUGCAGAAUCCAUUCUUAUGGGGACAAACAACUUAGUUCCAGUUAGAGCACUUGUUGAAGUAGAUGACAUUUCUAAAAUCGAUUGGUGUGCAUAUUUGUUGUACUGUGUGAAAAAAUCAAAAGGGAGAUGGCAUCCAGACAACCCCAAGUGUUAUUAUAUAGGCCCGAUGUUGUUGCUAUUGCUAAUUUACUGUGAUGAAAUUGAAUGCAAGCUCCAAAAAAUAGAACGUAAAACACCAUUAGUUACGAUGUGGACAGCAGAUAAGUUGAAGGAAAGACAAUCUUUUGAGAUUGAAGCUGGUGGAUUUGGGGUUGGGAAUCUAAUUGAAUAA